ACCUAUUUCACUAGAUUUUCCAAGUAGCAUGCCAAACCCACCACUACUCCUCUAGUAACAUUUUCUUUUCUUAUUUUCAUGAUUACAGCUCAUUAAUGCGCAACCACUGACCUCUACAAAACACAGAGUUAAACUUACCAGAACAAUCAGUCAUAACAGAUUCCUGACUAGAUCACUAGAUCUCACUUUCCCACAAAAGCCAGCAACACACUGAAUUUCAGAGCCACAGAGCAAAACAUGACAAGGCCGCGAUCUGCCACUUGUUUGAGGUGUUGCCUGGUGGUGUUUGCGGUGGUUUCAGCCUUAGCGGUUUGUGGGCCGGCUCUCUAUUGGAGGUUCAAGAAGGGUGUUAAGUUGGGUGAUGCCAAAUCUUCUUGCCCAGCUUGUAAUUGUGAUUGCCCUGUUCCUUUGUCCCUGCUCAAAAUUGCUCCCGGAUUGGCGAAUCUCUCAGUGUCAGAUUGCGGAAGUAAUGACCCAGAUGUGAAGCAGGAGAUGGAGAAGCAGUUUGUGGACCUUCUGACAGAAGAGUUGAAGCUGCAGGAAGCUGUUGCUGCUGAGCACACCCGACACAUGAACAUUACAUUUGCUGAAGCUAAAAGGGUGGCUAUUCAGUACCAGAGAGAAGCAGAAAAGUGCAAUGCUGCAACAGAAACAUGUGAGGAGGCAAGAGAGCGUUCCGAGGCAUUGCUCAUAAAGGAGAGAAAGGUGACUUCCUUGUGGGAAAGACGAGCCCGUCAAGUGGGUUGGGAAGGGGAAUAGUUUGUAAAACAUGAUUAAUUUCAAUUCGUUCGAUUUAUCUACUUCUUGAUGUUUCUCCCCAGUAUUAUACAUACAACCAAGCAAAAUGGCUUCGGUUGUAUCCCCGAUACAGCAUGAGUGAUCUGCUCCCUUCGCUCUCUCCCUCUUCCAAUUGUAGUCGGAAUGUUGUACUGCCUUAAAAUGGCAUAUGGUCAUCAGAUUUUCCUUUAUAAACUAAAUCCAUUUCAGUACAAAUAGAUAUCCCAGUUCAAGCAUUUUGGAUAUGAAUGAAUUACCAUCUCACAUUAGCUUA
Messenger RNA from Fragaria vesca subsp. vesca, 1051 nucleotides. RefSeq lists its product as uncharacterized. The record is from RefSeq and is a predicted model, not a curated record. Lineage: Eukaryota; Viridiplantae; Streptophyta; Magnoliopsida; Rosales; Rosaceae. The coding region runs from base 238 to 759 and encodes 173 amino acids. The transcript has 3 exons.